Molecule: messenger RNA, 14151 nt
Organism: Paramuricea clavata
Lineage: Eukaryota; Metazoa; Cnidaria; Anthozoa; Malacalcyonacea; Plexauridae
Source: the annotation of a GenBank genome assembly
AUGCUUCUCAAGUCUCUCAAGGAAAGCUUAUAUACCAAUUUGUCCGUAUAUUUGUCAGUUCCAUUACUAGCAGACUACUUUCAACAAUGCACGAAGACACCGAUAGAAGAAAAUGUCACAUUGAAAGGUGGAAUUGGCGCAGGAACAUUCAAGAAGAUGGGAAAAGUCACAGAAAUGAAGUCUUGUAUUCAUUUAUGUUGUAAAGAGAUGUCAUGCGAUGUUGCUUUCAUGUCUGCCCAGAAUUGUUACGCUGUCGAGUGUGUUAGCGACGAUGAAUGUGAGUCCACCACAACGGAUACAUCAGACGUACAAGUCCUGAUAGCACAUGUGAAGAAAGUAGCUAAGAAAUCAUGUAAGUAUUUCUUUAUUCUUCAAUCGCGUGUAUUGACACGUUAAUUACUGUAUAUACCACCAUUAUUAGGCCUGUUUUAGAGUACGCAUGCCAGGUCUGGCAUUACAAUAUCCAACAAUAUUUAUGUGACGAUAUUGAAAAAAUACAAAAACGCGCGUUGAGAAUCAUCCUCCCAUCGCAAAAGUACGACGAAGCGCUGAUCACGACUAACAUCACGUCACUGAGAGAUCGCCGAGAAAAAUUAUGCGAACAUUUCUUUGAGAAGAAUAUUGACAAUGAAAAUCUCAAAGAUCUUUUACCACAAACAGUUUUAUCUGGAUAUGAUCUAAGACCGAUAUGUAAAUAUCAUAAUUAUGUUUGCAGAACCGAACGUUUUAAGAAUUCGUUUUUACCUCAAAGUAUAUUAAAGAUUAACAGUAAAUAAGUUUUUAGAAAUGUAAAUAAUCUUAAAUAUGUAAUUAUUAUGUAAUUUUGACUUAUCCUCUUAAUUUAUGUAAUACUGGUGUAAUUUAACCUUUUUGGGUUACAAAGUCAGUAGUCAUUAAAUCAAUUCAAUUCAAUCAAUCUUUCGUUCUUGAAUAAGUCAUUAAUUCAAUCAAUAAAUUAUUCAAUCAAAAAUCUAUUCAAUCAACAAAUUAUUCAAUCAAUAAAUUAAUCAAUAAACAAUUAAUUCAUAAAUUAAUCAACAGAUCGAUCAAUCUAUAAAUUAAUCAGUAAACUAAUCAACCAAUAAAUUAAUCAAUGUAUAAAUUAAUAAAUUUAUUCAAUCAAUAAAUUAAUCAACCAAUAAACUAAUUAAUUAAUUAAUUAAUAAAUUCAUCAAUCAAUAAAUUAAUUAAUUGAUCAAUCAAUAUGCCUUUUCUGUCGAGGAUGCAGGCAUGGUAUUAACUUCAAUGCAGUAUUAAUGUACACGCUAUGGAUUUCAAAAAUAUUUGGCUAGAGAGAAUUGUAGGCCUAUGUUGUACUUCAAUCAUGUACUGUUGAUCACGGAAUAACCAAAAUGACAAUAUACUUUUCAAAUUGCAAUUACGGAAUUCUGAAACGAACUGAGUGUACGAAUUAUCAUGCUUCUUAAAAAAUAUAAAGUACUAUACUACAUACCAAACAAAUUCAAUAUUUGUGCCAACCUCUUUCCCAUUUAAUUUGUGUCUUGUCUAAAUGUGAAAAUAUUUAAGUAAAUAUAUAUUAUUCACAUGUAUUUGCUUGUUGAAGGUUGAAAUUUAUAAAAUAUGGCUAGCCAAGGCAAUAAAUCGACUGGAAAAGAUGAAGGCGAAGCGAAAUCAACCCGUCAAUUAUUUUGGUUUUUAUAGUAACUAUAAUAAGAAGUAAAGAACUGCACAUUGCAGGAAUCAAAGCAGGGUCCUAUGUGCACUAAUAACCACAAUCGGUCUUUGUCCCCAACGCCAUGACUCAUGACAAAGUGAUACAAACUCGACCCGAGUUACUUUUCCAAACUUUCAGAGUGCAUUGUCACAGAAUACACAACUUAUCGUUUCACAGAGCACAAGAAUGCUGCAUGAGUGAUAGUCUUUAAUACACUUUGUAAUACCUCACCUAAUACAGACGACCAUGCAGAGCAAUGAACUUUCAGUGUUGUGAUCAGCUACGGCUUCAACGUUCUACUUAGUUCGGAUGAAUAUUUCUGGCUUUGUAUAUUUCCAAAUGCGGAGCAUAUAUAAACGAUUAUCAUUCUUGUAAUUUAUUUCUAGCCAUGGUACACAAUCGUUAUUCGCUGCUAUUAUCGCUUGGCGCCUGAAGUUUCAGUGUAAAUACAGACAGUUUUGCCUUUCUAGCUGUAUAGCUCGUCGCCACACGACACGCUUCUUGCUCGUGGCCUCAUUAUAAUAAUAUGUUCUCCGUCCAGUCUCAAUUCAAAACAAUAACCAACUCCCAUAGGUAGAAUAUAUUACUUUAAUCAUAAAUUGUAAUCCAUACUUGUGGUAUCAGUUCUAAACUAUAAAUUGAUUCCAUGGCACUUGCAAUGACAAAGAAUUCUACUUUGAAAUUAGCCGGAUUCUAAGUUAUCUAUUUUUUUUGUAAAAUAGUAAUUCAAGUAUGUAUUAUUUCUUGUACAUGGUGUAUAAAAAAAAGGCAACCUCGGAAUUUCCCAAGAAAUCGACAUUGUUUUAAGGACAAAGGAUUUUAGGUGCCUGGGAAUUUAAAAUAGCACAACUGUCAAAAUUACUGCACACGCGAGUGCAUAAAGCAAAAUUUAUGCAUUUAUUUAAUGACACUUGAUAAGUUUUAACUUUACAAGUACAGUACAACAACAGUUAAUUUAUCAAGGGCCUUGUCAAAUAUAGGCUAUAUAAUAUGAUCUAUUAGCAAUUCGACUUCAAUUCUCACGGCCCCAAACUCUUUUAUGGUUAAGAAUUGCAAAGUGGAUUUCUUAGGAAAUUCCGAGGUUGCGUUGUUUUAUACACCCUGCCGGUAUAAAAAGUAUAUUUUAACUAUCAUAGCUAAAUAGUGUCCCCAAUUAGUAGCUACGCUUAAUUUAUACAUCUUUAGAGGUUUGGUUUGAUUCAUAUUUAUCCUAGACUAGACUAGACUAAGCGAAGACUAAAUUGAAACAAGGCUGAAAGUUGACAUUUAUGAGAAGGCGUUUAUGACAUCGUAUAGUAAACUUAAAUCUAUAAAUAAUUCAAACAUCUAUUUCUAUAGCAAACACAACGCUGGACGUUCUAGCAAAUCCAGGUCUUUUGGCAAAGAAAAGUCCUCUGGCGACCGGGGCUAAUCCCGCUAUGGCUGGAAUGGCAGGACAAUGUAAAGCUGGUAAAAUAUUCAAAGAGGUUAGUAUGUUUUUAAUAUCAUUUUAAACUACAAAAAUACAUAAAUCUAGACGACUCACAUGUUUUCUAUAUCGCUAUUACGAGUGUUUUCAGGUAGUUGCAUCCCUACGAACGAAAGCUUGUUCAUAUUAUUAAUUGCAUGGCAUUUAGCACUACCUACACUGGCACAGACAGUUCAUAUCAUACACCAUACCAUACCACACCACACCAUACCACGUCAUACCAUAUCAUACCAUACCAUACCAUACCAUCUCAAACUCAUUAAUAAUUCAUGAGUAAAUUAGCCAACCAUAUUGCUUUAUUUUGCUCACAUGAUAAUACUGGAUACCUGAUGAAGUACAUUGAUUCAGUCCUUGGACUGGAUCAAAAUUAAUUCAGUCCUAGGACUGGAUCAACAUUAAUUAAAUAGUGAUUUAUUCGCAUGAGAUGUCAUUUCAAAUCCUCCAAUUCGGACUGGACUAGACUUCAUGUCCUCGCAUUUUGACCCAGUCCUCGGCUUCGCCUCGGACUCGAUCAAAUUGCGCGGACUUGAAAUCUAGUCCUGUCCUCACAGUCGGAUUUGAAAUAUUACAUACCAUACCAUACCAUACCAUACCAUACCAUACCAUACCAUACCAUACCACACCAUACCAUACCAUACAGUACCAUACCAUACCAUACCAUACCAUACCAUACCAUACCACAUUGAUUUAAUGACCGUGUUUUCCACGUAAAAUUAAAGGUAACACUCCAUGGAGGUAUAAAUGCUGGUACAUGGAUCAAAAUUAAUUCAGUCCUUGGACUGGAACAACAUUAAUUAAAUAGUAAUUUAUUCGCAUGAGAUGUCAUUUCAAAUCCUCCAAUUCGGACUGGACUAGACUUCAUGUCCUCGCAUUUUGACCCAGUCCUCGGCUUCGCCUCGGACUCGAUCAAAUUGCGCGGACUUGAAAUCUAGUCCUGUCCUCACAGUCGGAUUUGAAAUAUUACAUACCAUACCAUACCAUACCAUACCAUACCAUACCAUACCAUACCAUACCAUACCAUACCAUACCAUACCACACCACACCACACUAUACCAUACCAUACCACAUUGAUUUAAUGACCGUGUUUUCCACGUAAAAUUAAAGGUAACACUCCAUGGAGGUAUAAAUGCUGGUACAUGGAUCAAAAUUAAUUCAGUCCUUGGACUGGAACAACAUUAAUUAAAUAGUAAUUUAUUCGCAUGAGAUGUCAUUUCAAAUCCUCCAAUUCGGACUGGACUAGACUUCAUGUCCUCGCAUUUUGACCCAGUCCUCGGCUUCGCCUCGGACUCAAUCAAAUUGCGCGGACUUGAAAUCUAGUCCUGUCCUCACAGUCGGAUUUGAAAUAUUACAUACCAUACCAUACCAUACCAUACCAUACCAUACCAUACCAUACCAUACCAUACCAUACCAUACCAUACCACACCACACCACACUAUACCAUACCAUACCACAUUGAUUUAAUGACCGUGUUUUCCACGUAAAAUUAAAGGUAACACUCCAUGGAGGUAUAAAUGCUGGUACAUACAAAGAUAUGGGUAUGGUCAAUAAUGGUAUGCCUGAAUGUCAGAAAAAAUGUUGCGGGUUUUCAGCCUGCGACCUUGCCUUUCUUUUGGGUGGGCGAUGUUAUUUAGUCGGCUGUGCUGAUGAGAAGAGUUGUCAGAUGAAUAAAGCUAAACCAUCAGUCUACACUCCAACGAUAUCAUACGUCACAAGGUGGAACACUGAAGGUGUCAAACAUACAGGUAAAAAUAUUUUAAAAGCUGAAAUAAAAAUAUAUGAUACACAUGAAGAAGUUUAUUAUAUAGUGAACAGAAAUACCAACAGGUUCGUUGGAAUUCGAGUCGUAAUCGUUUAAGAAUGAUUUAUCAAACCCGGAAAACAAGUCCUAGGACUGGAUGAAGUAGUGGUAUAGGACAGGAUGAAGUUUUGAUCAAGUCCUAGGACUGGAUGAAGUUUGAUCAAGUCCUAGAACUGGCUGAAGUUUAAUCAAAUCCAAGGACUGGAUGAAGAUUGAUUUACGUCGUAUAGGACAGGAUAAAGUUUUGAUCAAGUCCUAGGACUGGAUGAAGUUUAAUCAAGUCCUAGAACUGGCUGAAGUUUAAUCAAGUCCAAGGACUGGACGAAGCUUUGAUCAAAAGAUAAAAUUGUAUAAGGUGUUGAUAAUAUAUCAAUAAUGUUUUCAUGCAGUCUUAAAGAAAACUGCGUGAAACUGGAUAUAGUAUUUGAAAAGGAUAAGAGGAGUAUAGCCGCUAGCCAUCUCGCCACCUUUCUCAGUUCUGGCAUAAACUUUAAUGUCCAUAAACUAAAUUCUUUUUAACAUAAAAUGUAAAUGUUCAUGAACUAACAGCUUCUUUCGUUUAUCUUUCAGUUCAUUUUGAAAGCCCUGGGGAUAGCAUCCAAUUCACAUGUCCUAGGAUGACACCGCUCACGAAAGUUACCCUCAAAGGCGGGUUGAAGGCAGGAGACUUUACAGACGUAGGCAAAGUGGGGAAACUAUCAGACUGUUACGACAUAUGUUGCCGCAGUAAGAAAUGCGACCUCGCUUUCAUGUUGGGACAAAACUGCUUCAGCGUUAAAUGUUACAACAAGGAUCUGUGUCGAACAAUUCCAGCUCAGCCAAGUAUAUUUAACCCACAGAUUGCGUACGUGGCUUCGAGGGAUAAAAUAUCUUUGAGUACUGCAAUAGAAGGUAGGAGGUUACCAAGGCUUCUCUUUCGUAAAGGAAAGUAGGGUAGUGGAAAGGAUUAUGUCAGCUCAUGCAAAAUGUUUACAUUCUUUAGGUCAGCCAUUGUACAUUUGAACAAUGAAUGCGCAAUUAAAGCACCUUUACCACAAUGUACUUUUUGUCAGGAAAAAAGCCGGCUUUUUAAUUUUAAAAUUGUGGGCCAACGGUCAAACUGCCAGUCAACGUAAACGUUUUAGCUCUCCUUUUCACAUAUACAUGUUUCCCUCGGUAAACAAGAUUUCGUGUUUCAAAGUGUUUUAACUCCAGAAACAGUAUCCACGCUCAAAUAGGUUUAAAUAGCUUGAUCUACCGUAUAAUAUACUACAUAAUAUGUAAUGUCUAGUGUUUUCCUAAAAGAUUGUAAAAGGCCAGGUUAGACGAAUAUUAUUAUUGGACGAAUUUUCGCGAGUUAUUCGAUCAUCUGUUUCGGGUGUAAAACUUAUGAGAGAACACUCCAUGCUUUAAUAUCUGUGACUUUUCAGGCUGUGGACUGUCUUAUUCCCUUUUAUUCUUCAGUAAUGACCAAUGAUCUACAUGUUUACUUUCUCAAUAUAUAGACAAAAUUCAAGGAAAUGACGUGCAAACGGUCACGCACGUAACCUGUCCAAAAGGUCACGUGGUCAACAAGGUAACAUUAUCCGGGGGUCUAAAUGCCGGCAAGUAUCGAGAUCACGGCAAAGUGCAGGACAUCCAACAAUGUCGCCGCAUCUGCUGUGAAAUCCCGAAAUGCAAUGUGGCAUUCAUGAUCUCAGAGAAUUGUUUCUCGGUUGAGUGCAAGACGGAACUCGGAUGUCGGACCCAGCCCGCUGUUUCGUCGCAAUAUCAUCCACGGAUUUCUUAUGUCAGAUUUAUCGGAUCUCCGAAUAUUAUUGGAGGUAGGGUUAUUUUUCUAAAUAUUUUUUCAUUACUUGAAUGAGUUCUAAGUAUCAACAGUUAUGACUAGCGUUUGAAUCAGUAAUAAACUGUGUGGGAAUAAAAAUCUUGUGGAUUCAACAAAUUAUUCGACUUCAUUCCAAGACGCCGAAAGUCAACCAUUGCAAGUCAACGUUUACUUUAUUUAGGAUUGCUCACUAUAUUUUCUUUUCUAACAAUUACAAAGUGGUUUCUCCAUGAGCCUUGCAACUCUGAAAUUGUGGUUAGAAUCCUGCACAUGCAUUAAAGAUUGAUGGUUUGACAUUCACCACAGGUUAUUUCUGGGUACACUAGCUAGCAAUUGUAGCAGAACCGGAACAAUAAGGAUAGCCCUUGAUCUAGGAAGAAUAAUUUAGACAUAAUUGAAAUGGCUAUCUGUGUCUUAAUAACGCCUUGUUUCUACAGUAUUCAAUGAUAUGAACGACACUGUCAAGAAUUCCACAAAAAGUCUGGACGACUUGCUGAAUGCUAGUGCAGCAAAACAACCAGUCAACUCCAAAAUAACUCCGAAACCGCUUGGUACAAAAGAAGACGACCUGCCUCAAAUUCCUCCUCCAAAAAGUAAGGCUGCUCACCAAAAACCCAAAAUCACCGUCCCACCACCAAAACCCAAUAUUCUUCUCAUGAAUGGAGACACAACAGGUACCGUAUAAUUUAUAUAGAAUGUUUUCUUGCGAAUAAGAAUUUUCCAUGCCUCAAGGAGAUAAAAUGGCGGUUACAACAGUCGAUAAAUGGUCUAAAUGUAGGGGAUACUUAUAAAAUCGACGCGAUGAGAUAUGGGCCUCUUUGUGGGCGAAUUUGUGGGAAGAGCGACCAAAUAGGAAGAGCGACACUGAUGGAAACUGAAAAAGUGAUAAUUUAAUCAGCGGCUCUGGGGAUCAACCCCCGGAGAUGUUUUGUGUUUUUGAGCCUCUAGGGCUUGAUUUUCGACAUUUGUAAAGAUCCAACUUUUUGAUAUAUUCAUCCGACCGUCAAAGGUUUGGUUAUGGGAAUACUACAACACUCUCCUGAACUAAGUUAUUCCUCCCGUUUUCACUUAUAUUUUAGACAGUAGGGAACUUCACUGGGGAGGAGGACAUAGUUGACUGGAGGGACCAUAUUGGGGCUAGCACUGAAGCUUGGCCUCCCCCAGUUUAUAUGUUAAAAGAGGUCCUGGAUAAGAUGCAAGGAUUAAAAAACGUAGCAAAUAAAAACAAAGGAGAAAAGAGGUUAAAAAUCACCGAGUCCAUGGUCCAAAGCAUUCGAGUACGCUUCACAAUUCACAUAGAGUGGACAACACUUGGUGAAGACACUCACCUUUACUGAGCAGAUCUAUUUUAUUUCCACAAAAAAAUAUAUGCCCUAUAAAGUUCUUUCGAAAGUUGAAAUGGUAGUUCUAUCGCCGGUUAGGCACACCUCAAAAAUACAGCACCAAUGCCAGUAAUACAUGGGAAAUAUUCGCUUAAAUUAUCAUGUGUUCAGAUAAAAAUUGACAACGUUUCCUACAAGCCUAAAUUCCUCCAAGAGGGGAGGCAAUUUCUCCACGAGGCACGAUCUCCCUUGUUAUAUCUCUGCACCAUUGCUAGCAUUCUUAUAUUCCGUUCAGAUUUAGCCUCAGCUCUACAAAGUUCAAAGCCAGCCACACCAAAACCUCAAAAAAACCAAACAGCGUUGAAAAACCAAUUGAAGAAUGUCAAAGCCGGUCAAGCAAUGUCUCUCCAAAUGGUCAACGGCGAACUAAAACUAACCUCAACACAAGAUGGAAAAACCAAUGGUAAAGAGAACGAAAACAAAGCAAAUUUAAAACCUGCUCCAAACCAGGUAACAUAAAGUCGUCUUUUAAACCUGUAGGUGUUAUUUACAGAGAUAAAAUGGAUUAACAAAUCGAUAAAGGAUAAAAUUUGAGACUGAUAGAGUACCAAAUUUUCGUCUUCGUACCCAUGCCUCACACAUCACAGUCCGCUGAUCCAUAUAUAUGUACUUAUGUUGCACAAUUAUAAUAGCUAUGACAAUUAGGUACUACGAAGUCAAUGGUUUGAUGCGUUAUUUCGGACGAAUUUGUGGCUCCUGUGGCCCCAAAUGUCCUGGGAAAUAUGACCGAUCACGGACUGGAGCGCCAUAUUUUCUAGGAGAUUUGGCCGGUCUGCUAAAUAUGAAGGUUCAACUUAUUUCACCAAUACAGUGUUGAGCCAAUACUAUGAAUAAUAAUAUUAUUCAUAAUCCUCUAAUGAUAGCUUCAAAAUUAAUGCUCAGUUAUUCCAAAUUGAAAUGCAUUGAUCAAUUGAAAAUCUUACUAUUCUGUAUAUAAUCCAGUCACUCGACCAUUCACUGUUCCAACUUCGUUUAGCAUUUAUGCAAAAAGGCUAUAGGUUACUAUCAGUUUUUAUACCUCAAAUUCUCAUUUGUUAUUGUAGCAGAAAACACAAGGAUCAUCUGAAAAAAACAACUGCAAAGCUGUGAAGCAUAUUAAGGAUGUCACAUUAUCCGGGGGCAAAGGUGCCGGUACUUUCACGGAACACGGUCAGGUUGACUCCAUGGAUAAAUGUGUCGAUUUCUGUUGUAAAGAGAAGAAAUGUAACUUGGUGUUACUGCUUGGAAAGGCGUGUUAUUCAGUUGCAUGUAAAGAUAAGAAAUCUUGUGCGACCUCGCCAGCUCCACCGUCCAAUUUUGUUCCACAGCUAGCCAUUGUUCGUCCGAUGGAAACGAAUGUCAAAAAAGGUAGGAAUGAAAGAAUAUAGUCGAGAAAUGGUAGAUCUAACUUUACUAUGUCAGUUCUUAAUAGACUUCCUAGAAGUGCAAUAAACGCUAGACAUGCCCCAAGUCAUGAUCGCUCGAAUUGGCUUUAUUUUUUACAGAGUCUAUAUCCAGUCUGUUAUGAGAUCAGUUUGAACAACUUGUUAUCAGGAUGUGCUCGCACUGCUUGUUCGUACCAAUUGAUGCCAAUUUGGCGUACCAACUUGAUGCCAAGUUGUCAACGGCUUGUCUACAACUCACUUCAAGGUUGUUAAUUGACUCAACAAUUAAGUUGUUCCGGUACCUUGUUAUUAUCCUGUAGUCCAACAAUUUGUUAACAAGUUGUAAACGACAACCUUGUAGCAAUUUGAUAAACUACAAAAUUGUCACAACUGGUUCAGAAGCUUCCUACAAGCAUGAUAUUUUCUGUGUUGGUGUAAUGUACUCAGGUGAAUAAGAUGCUUGUGUGAUAUUACUCUGAGUAACAUCACACAAGCAUUACACUCAGAGUAACAUCACACAAGCUUCCUACAAGUAUGUUUUGAACACAUCCUGUUACCUUGUAGACAAGAUAUGGUGGGAUUUUUACGUGAUUGCCGUGCUAAACCUCUAUAGGAUUGACUAUUGGGAACUGAUAAGAGCUAUCUACAAUAAAUAGCGUUAGUUCAAUAUGGCGUUGGCUAUUUCCAAAUAUCAGUAGAAGUUUAAAUCUUCUUUUCCCAACAAUGCUUAUGUUCUCUUCCGCCUAGUUCAACGUCCAGCCAUUCCAGAAACACCCAAAAGCCUGAAAUGCAACUACAAACCAACAACCAAUGACAAAAAGCUGAUCAAAGGAAGGAAAGCAGGAACAUUCAAGUUAGCCAAAGACAUUCACUCAAUGAAAAACUGCAUGGCAAAAUGCUGCGAUGAAUCGAUGUGUGAUUUGGCGUAUCUGGAGAGAGGAAAGUGUUUUACCGUAACGUGCAAUUCACCUGAUAGUUGUGCAACUGCAAUGGUAAAGGAUGACGAAGAAUCUUCAUUGAUGGCGUUCACAUCUCCUGUAGAAAAGCCAUCCGUCAAAGGUAUUACUAUUAGCGCGUACGCUUAAAAUUGCCUACAUCACAAAACUUGAGACUUUUAAACACUCUGGUUAAAAUUUUCCCGGUCAACCUAGAAAUAAUCCUAUUUGAAUUAUGUUUUAAAUACUCCUGGGGCCAGUUGUUCAAAGCUGGGUUAGCGUAAUCUAGGAUUCAAAGGAUACAUUCCAAUAGCUUGUUUAUAAAUUUGGAAAUACUUCUUGAGACAUCGUGUCUGAAUCAGUAGGACUUUUUCUUCUCUGAAGGUGGGAAAUAAACAGACGUGCAGAAAUGCAUAAACUAAAACAGCAAGUUAAAUUUUAACCCAGAGUAAGCGCUAAUCCAGCUUUGAACAACUGGCCCCUGAGGCUCGUUGUUCAAAGGUGGAUUGACGCUGACCCUGGGUUAAAAUUUAACCUGCUGUUUUAGCUUAUGUAUUUCUGCACAUCUACUUGUUUCAAAACUUCAGAGAAGAAAACUCCCAUUGGUCCAGACAAGAUUUCUGAAGAAAUAUUUCCAAGUUUAAUAUAACCAAGCUGUUGGGAAGUUUGCUUUGAAUUUUAGGUUAACCUUGGGUUAAGUUAAUCGGCUUUUGAACAACCGACCCCAAGGUUAAUUUGCUGGUUAUUUUAACCGUUUUCCUACUACAGUCUAGUUAAGUAGACCAAAACGUCCUGGACAAAUUAACCAGACUGUGUUAAGUAGGUGGAUAAUUACGACCAGGUUCAAUAUUAUAACCAAAUUCCUGGAUACAUAACCAGACCAUGGUAGGAAGUGAGAUAAAACAACCAGGAAAUUUAACCAGAAAUAAAACACAAAACAAUAGACACUCCGAAAAUUGUAAACAUUUUCAUUUUUUUACGUUUGGACUAUAAUUUAAGUCAUCUUCUGAAGAAUUUGAAUAAAAAUAACAAGAAUAAAAAGUUAACUUUGAUUGUAUUACAGUAAACGGCCAACCAGUACAAGUGCAGGCUUUCAGUCCUACAUAAGUUUAGUCCUUUUUCAGUUUCCAAAGAUUACCUUACUUUCGGACAGGAGUCACAAAACCUACGGCAAGCUACAAUUUUGCUACAGUGCUGACUCGCUACAAUUGAAAAACGCGUUGUGAACUGCCACACAGUCAUGGAACAAAACUGUGUUUGUACUGUAUGCCAGUUGCUCCUCGUCUAUUGACCAUGAUGUGUUUUACUUGCUUAUAUAGAAACCGAAGUUAACAUGGAAGAAAACGAAGCUACACCGAGCAAAGACUCACACUGCAAGACGAUGAAGAUAACUCGAAACACCAAAUUAUCCGGAGCCAAGUUAACAGACAUGGGUGAGGUAGAUCGUCUGGACACAUGCAUCGCCCACUGCUGUCGUAAAGAUAGCUGUGAUGUAGCAUAUAUGGAGGAACAGAAGUGUUAUACAGUACAAUGUCAAGAUGGUCUGCAAUGUCAGUCAUUUAGAAAACCAGCUGACAAAGAUAAAAAUACAUACAUCGCUUACAUGCGCAGAACUGUGGAUGACGCUGAGAAGGAAAGAGGUAAUUGUAAAAAAUCAUUAAUAAUUCAUAAAGAAAAUUUUAAAAAGUCAAUGUGGUGCUGUAUCCACGCAUAGAAAAUUUUCCUGAUUUGCAAAAAAUAUUCCUCGAUUUUCUUUCCUUGAAAUGUUCUGUUAAUUAUCAUGAUAUUAGUAAUAUUCACGUUUCUCAUUGUCAAACUGUCUCAUUGUUCAGAUUGGGUGAUUGUCUAUGUCAUUGUGGGAUCUUUGGUGUGCGCAUCUGGACUUAGUGGAAUCAUUUGGGCCUCGUGUAUAUGCAUUAAAAGGUAUAGUGUAAAUUUGAAAAUAGUGAGAAAAGAUCGUGAAAUUAAAUAGUACAUAGAUUUGAAUUGUCCCUCUUCCUUGUUGGCUCGCUAACUCAUCUCAUACAGGAUCAGUCCUGUUCGACAACCUUAUGUCGAUUAUGUGGUAAAUUCAAAGAUUAAUACUCAAGUAUUUGGUUGUAACCUGAUGUAGUGCUGAUAAUAUAUUACAUUUCGUAACAAAACCCUCUUUGAUAACAGAACAAUGAUCAAUGGUAAUAAUUUUAUUAUUUUCAAUACAGGAAUCGUCUGCGGAACAAGCGAAGAUUGAUUGAUGACGCAAGCGAAGAAGAGGAGGAGGAAAUGAUUCCUAAGCGUAAGAGAAAUUUCUUAACAAUUCUUAAAGUGCCUAGAUCACUUAAAAUGACUUAAUUAAUAACUUCUUUUAUAUAAGUUUGGUAACUUGCUCCCUUCGCAAGAUAUUCAACUUUGUUUCAUAUGCAAAUAUCACCGGUGUGACAUCACAUCGCAUGAGUUUUCCGAAAAGUAUAGUUUUCUUGACGAAUACGUAUCUAAAAAACUUAAAAAUUGCCCUUGUAUAUGUAUUAAUUUCAUAACUGGUAAUUAAUCCUCUGUAUUUGUUUGUAAAAAUAUUUUAUCAAGGUAAAAUAUUGCGUUUUCAAAAUGUCAUUAUGCGAUGUGAUGUAACACCGGUGAUAUUUGCAUAUGAAACAAAGUUGAAUAUCUUGCGAAGGAAGCAAAUUACCAAAAUUCUAUAAAAGAAAUUAUUAAGUCAUUUUAAGUGAUCUUUACAAUACAACCAUAAAAAUUUGGGGUGAAAUUUCGUGUCAUAGGCACUUUAAUAACCUAGACCAAACGGGGAUGAGAGUGCAGGCAUGAAGGUUGGCAGUCACGUGACCUUGGUUAGCAGUUCUUAAUGCUUUCUCAACACUAACAUGUAUUCCAUUUAAGUUAAAACAUAGUUGGAACACUCAUCAAACAUCCAUUUUAGCAAUCUAGAUUACUAAAUGACAUCUUGAAAUGACAAAUUUGAAAUGACAUCUCAUACGAAUAAAUCACUACUUAGUUAAUUUUGAUCCAGACGUCCAUGAGGACUGAACUGAUUUUGACCCAGUCCUAGGGUAUACAUGCAGUAUUAUCAUGUGAGUAAAAAUGAGUUUGAGAUAAAGUUUUCAUCAACUCCUAACUCUGGAAACACUGUCAUGUAUUCCAUUUAAGUUCAACAUAUUUGGAACACUCACCAAAACCUUCAUUUUGUUAAUCUAGAGCUUCAAAUGUCCCCCAUACAGCUUCACAAUGCUCAAGCUUUCGGUUGAGUUUUAUUCUAUAUCUUUAGUUUUCAAAACGAAAACAGUCAAGCUAUUUAUUCAUGUGCCAUUUUUUCGCAGAAUAUGCAAGAUACAACAACCCUGUGCCAAGAAGAUAUCGUUAACGAAAGGAUGGCCGGAAGAUACAAAGAAACAAAUCAAUGCGUCGAAUCAGCAUUAGCUACGUGAUAACUAGCUCACUUAUAUAUAUAUCAUGCAAUUUAGUGUACAAAUACUAAUUAAAAACUCAGUGUAUUUAAACGACAUUAAUUGUAUUACAUUUAGUCAACGAAGGGCAGAAACACAUUAGGAAACUGAAUCAUAUAAGAUUUAAUAAAUUUCCCCACCUAAACCUCAAUAUGGAUCUCAAUGAGAGGACGUAUAUUACAAUGAACCAUUCAAGUCAUUUUCAGUAAAAUUUAGUUAUUUUUACACUAGGUCUAUAUAAAUUAUUGCAAGUGUCGCCUUAUCAAUCAUCUUUUAAUAAAAUCUAAC